This is a messenger RNA of Brassica napus (rape), 3837 nucleotides long. Its product is annotated as cation/H(+) antiporter 20-like. The transcript is spliced from 5 exons. NCBI's taxonomy places the organism in Eukaryota, Viridiplantae, Streptophyta, Magnoliopsida, Brassicales, Brassicaceae. Gene Ontology annotation, molecular function: antiporter activity. Gene Ontology annotation, biological process: proton transmembrane transport; regulation of pH. The record is from RefSeq and is a predicted model, not a curated record. Bases 1259 to 3769 code for a protein of 836 amino acids. Gene Ontology annotation, cellular component: membrane; endomembrane system.
UCCCCACAAGGACAUUUUGACCAAUGGCUCUUUCCUUUUGGUUGUGAAAACUAAUUAAUGCGCACGAUAAGGUUUUUGGACUAAAAGUUAUGUUGACCAAUAAAAAUGUACCAAAACGCGGAAAAUGUUUACUAUAAUCCUUUUUUGGUUACUAUACAUGUUGGACUAAAGAUGUUAUGGCCCAACAAAAAAAAAUUAUGAAAGACCCGAAAUAAAAACGUUACAUGAUGAUUAUAUGAACACACUAUUUAUUAAGAAUCUGAAUUUUCGUACUCGACCAGAUCGCAUUAUAAAUAUUUUUUAUGUAGUGACUUAUGUUUAUGAACACUCUAUUUUCUUUAUAGGCAUAGCAGAUCUAACCGUAUAUUAUCCGAAUUGUGUGUGGUGUAGGAGUGGAGGAAGAAGGGUCUUUUUUUUUUUAUCAAACAUAAGGAAGUGAACGAUGGCAAAUGCAAUGAGUUGAACUAAAGUUUGAUUAGUAAUAUAUCGAAUCUUGUGAGAGUUCGCUAAAAGAAAAUCAUAAUAAUGUAACGAAAUUUAGUCACUACUUUCACAUUAUUUAUAUUCUACAAGUUCAAAACUGGCGUUGCCAAUGCCACCAUAGUUUGAGUCUUUUAGACUCGUGAACACAGCUAGAAGUUAUGAAAGUCGUAAAUACACAGCAUAACAGAGUGCCAAUUCUUGAAAAAUCAACAAAUCUAUUUAAUGAAAAACUAUAUUUUAAAAAGGGAUAGAAUUAUGAUACGUGUCACCUGGAUGCACUUGCUAAAACCCAAUCACGCCGACGUAGCAUAUGUCAAAGACGGUGUCUCGCGUUCCACGUGCGACUCAUAUGAUGAUUCCCACUUCGCUGAUAUGUCAGUCUAUAAUUUUGCAGUUUCCUCUUUGUGAGGUGAGUUUUGUCCCAUGCUGUGAAGAAUUAAUUAAUUUGUUAUACAAAAUUGUCGUUUUGGCAACAUAUGCUGUGUUAUCAGAUAAAACAAUAUGCUGUACGUUCAAAACACCAUAAAAGCUGUGUGUAACUUGCAUGCAGUAAUUUACGAUUAUACCAUCACAGUAUAUGUGUCAACAAAUUACUGUUUCAUACGUAAACCUGGGCUAUUCAAAGUCACAGGUGAUACGCAGGUAAGCAACAAACAUCAUUACCUUUUUGAAUCUUAAGUUUUGUUGGUUUAAUGUUUGCCAAUAAAUUUCUUCGCGAAAACUUCUUGUCACUUGAACUAAAUAUAGCCUUUCUGAAAAGAGAACGAUUUCCAAAAUGGCCUUUAACAUAACCGCCGUGAAAACCUCCUCUGACGGAGCAUGGCAAGGCGACAAUCCCUUGAACUUCGCCUUUCCGUUACUCAUCGUCCAAACGGCGUUAAUCGUCGCCGUCAGUCGCUCCCUCGGCCUCCUCUUCAAACCUCUCCGCCAACCGAAAGUCAUCGCCGAGAUAGUCGGAGGGAUAUUGUUAGGACCGUCAGCUUUAGGUAGAAACACGGCGUAUAUGCACCGUAUAUUCCCGACAUGGAGCAUGCCUAUACUCGAGUCCGUUGCGAGCAUAGGACUCCUCUUCUUCCUCUUCCUCGUCGGUCUCGAGCUAGAUUUAUCAUCCAUCCGCCGCAGCGGAAAACGCGCUUUCGGAAUAGCAGCCGCCGGGAUCACACUCCCGUUUCUCGCCGGCGUCGGAGUCGCCUUUGUGAUCCGCAACACUCUCUACACCGCCGCCGAUAGAACCGGAUACGCCGAGUUUCUCGUUUUCAUUGGAGUGGCUCUCUCCAUCACAGCUUUCCCUGUGCUCGCGCGUAUCUUAGCUGAGCUCAAGCUAUUGACGACUUGGGUCGGAGAAACGGCGAUGGCUGCAGCCGCUUUCAACGAUGUAGCCGCGUGGAUUAUGCUCGCUUUAGCGGUUGCGUUAGCGGGUAGCGGCGGUGGGGGGAAGACGAGUCCGUUGGUGUCGUUGUGGGUUCUGUUAUCGGGUGUCGUGUUUGUUGUUUUUACGUUGGUCGUGAUCCGACCCGGAAUGAAAUGGGUCGCGAAACGCGGAUCUCCUGAAAACGACGUCGUACGUGAGUCUUACGUGUGUUUGACUUUAUCUGGAGUUAUGGUUUCCGGUUUCGCGACCGAUCUAAUCGGUAUUCACUCGAUUUUCGGAGCUUUUGUUUUCGGUUUAACUAUACCGAAAGACGGAGAGUUCGGUCACCGAUUGAUUGAACGGAUUGAGGAUUUUGUCUCCGGUUUACUCUUACCGCUUUAUUUCGCGACGAGUGGAUUGAAAACUGACGUGGCAAAGAUCAGAGGAGCUGAGUCGUGGGGGAUGUUGGGACUUGUCGUGGUUUCGGCUUGUGCCGGCAAGAUUGUCGGAACUUUUGCUGCGGCGGUGAUGGUUAAAGUUCCGGCGAGAGAGGCUUUGGCACUUGGUUGCUUGAUGAACACGAAAGGUUUGGUGGAGCUCAUUGUACUCAAUAUAGGCAAGGAGAAAAAGGUGCUAAACGACGAGACAUUUGCGAUACUGGUGCUAAUGGCACUCUUCACAACGUUCAUUACGACUCCGACUGUAAUGGCCAUUUACAAACCGGCUCGUGGCACCAACCACAAACUAAAGGACUUGUCGUCUAGCGAAGACUCCACCAAGGAAGAGCUUCGCAUCCUCGUCUGUCUCCAUGGUCGAGCCAAUGUUUCAUCCCUCAUCUCUCUCAUCGAGUCCAUCCAAACCACCAAGAUACUGCGGCUAAAACUGUUCGUCAUGCACCUCAUGGAACUAACGGAACGAACCUCGUCAAUCAUAAUGGUGCAAAGAGCCCGUAAAGACGGAUUACCUUUCGUCCACCGUCACGGCGAGUGUCACAGCAGCGUCGUAGGAGGUUUCCAAGCCUAUCGUCAAUUAGGCCGAGUCGCUGUCCGCCCAAUUACCGCAGUCUCUUCUUUACACACAAUGCACGAAGAUAUUUGCCACAUGGCAGAGACCAAAAGGGUCACAAUGAUCAUUUUACCUUUCCACAAACGAUGGAACGUUGAUCAUGGUCGUGGCCACCACCACCAAGACAGAGGAGAUGCAAACGUAUCGGAAAACGUUGGCCAUGGUUGGAGAUUAGUUAACCAGAGGGUUUUGAAGAAUGCACCGUGUUCCGUGGCCGUUCUUGUUGAUCGUGGGCUUGGGUCUCUCGAUCCCCAAAUUUCGAGUCUUGAUGGGUCGAACGUGGUUGAAAGGGUUGGUGUGAUUUUCUUUGGUGGGCCCGAUGACCGUGAGGCUUUAGAGCUGGGAGGGAGGAUGGCGGAGCAUCAAGCUGUUAAAGUUACCGUUGUUAGGUUUUUCGUGAGAGAAACGCUGAGGAGUAACGCCGUCACGUUACGACCAGCAUCGUCUAAAGGCAAGGAGAAGUAUUAUACCUGCUUGACAACCAACGUGGAUCCAAAAAAAGAAAAGGAACUAGACGAAGGAGUAUUAAAAGAUUUCAAGAGCAAAUGGAAAGAAACGGUGGAAUACAAAGAAAAGGAACCAAACAACAUAAUUCAAGAAAUAUUGUCAAUAGGGCAAAGUCAAGACUUUGACCUCAUAGUGGUUGGAAGAGGGAGGGUACCGUCGGCCAAGGUGGCGACAUUAGCUGAGCGUCAGGCCGAACAUCCCGAGUUAGGUCGUAUCGGAGACGUGCUUGCCUCUUCGAUCAACCACAUCAUCCCAUCAAUCCUUGUGGUUCAACAACACAACAAACCUCAAGUAGAAGAGAUUGCGGUUUCAAAAAUUGUUAAGGAGUCGUCCCUAACUAUUAAUGGAGAUGCAAAUGUAUGAAUAAAAUAAAGAUUGAUGUAGCCAGUUGAACGUUACCUUAAUGGUUAAAGUGGUAAGAAUUGUAGAAA